AUGACAGGCGCUGCUUGGUCUAGGUGUAUUCACACUGGGGGUGGGUCGAUAAAGCCGAAAACUCUAUCGAAGAUAAGGUCCGGCUCUUUACCGCUCCGGAGUCACAGCGCAAGUGGGAAUGGGAGAGGGGUUCAUAGUGGGAUUGAUCAGAGGGUAGGGAAUAGAAGUAGGGGCAUCGGUGUUAAUGCAAACGAUAACGGGAAUGUAAGUGAAAAUGAUAGUAGGAAAGGCAGCGAAAACGGUAGUGAAGGGGGCGAGCCGGCAAAAAGAGAUGUAUCGAAUAAAAACCCCGAAGAGAAUAGACUUUUAGACCGGAUUUCACACAUCCACCGGCCAACAAAGGAUGAGAUGUUGGCAGCAGCAACCGGGUUUUUUCAGAGAUUGAGGAUCAGGACAAAAUGGGCCAUGAUACGACAGAUGAGACCAUAUAAUUGGGACGAUCUCAGCGCUUUCUUCUCGUGGCUACUGCUAGGCCAGGUUCUAUGGAUCGUGCUUGGGACCACAACCUUUGUUUCAUUGACCAUAUUAUUGGUCAAUACUGUGUUCGCGCAGGAAUCUCUUGCCAGAGCUGUUGGUAACUAUCUUACGAAGGAAACUGGGGUCAAAGUCGUAUUUGAGUCAGCCAUCGUUCCCAGCUGGAAAGGUGGUUGCAUCACAUUCAAAAACGUCUUUGUAUCCCGUAGACCUGGUCGAGAAAAGCAAGGCAACAAAAACGUUCGUAAGGGAUCCUCAGUUACUGCAGCGGCUGCAGCAGCUGCAGCAGCUCAUGCAGAUGAAACAAGUGGAAAGGAUCAUAGCCAUACGGUUAUGGCAGAAGAGGAGGAUACGAAUUAUACCCAGUUUGACGUUACUAUUGAUGCCGUCAAUGUCACCCUUUCCUUCACAAAAUGGAUGAAUGGCAAAGGUCUUCUCAAGGAUGUCGAGAUUAAAGGAGUUCGUGGGGUAAUCGACCGAACCCAUGUCAGCUGGGCUGAGGGCGUUGACCCCAGAUCUUUCAAGCACGAACAUGUUCCAGGCGAUUUUGAGAUCGAUUCUUUCAAGCUCGAAGAUCUUUUGGUAACAGUACAGCAGCCAGAUGGGUUCCGCCCAUUCUCUUUCAGUAUAUUUUCUUGUGACCUUCCGCAACUGAGGAAGCAAUGGCUAUUCUACGACUUUUUGAGCGCAAACAUGAUGUCUGGCUCUUUCGAUGACUCAUUGUUCACAAUACACCCCAGGCAGAGCCAUGGUGUAAGUUCGAUGAUGCUGAGGGACAAUGGCUCCCGUACUCCCAGUCUGUGGAAAAAGACCAGCCGCCUCCGGAUUGAUGGCUUAGAAAUUGAUCAUCUAAAUCACGGUGCUGGAGGGAUGUUUUCGUGGAUACAGAGUGGAAAUGUUGAUAUCGUUGCGGACAUCAUGUUCCCUGCGGAGAAUGACCUUCAGUUUACCCAGGUGGUCCAGGACAUCGUCGAACGAAUGGAGGCUACAGUAUCCCCGAACUCAUCCAGAAAAUUCUUUGACAACGACAAUGGAAAGGCAGAAGAUAGGAAAGCCGAAAAGUACGUUAUAAUGGAUCUCCGAAUACAGCUAAACGACGUCCGCGCCUCUGUGCCUUUAUUCACAAAAGACCUAAGCUAUGUCAACAACGCACUAAUACGACCAAUCGUGGCAUACAUCAAUCGCCGAAAAACAUAUAUCCCCAUCAAUUGCCGUGUUGUUAAGAAGCAGGACGAGUUCGACGGUAGUUGGACAAUCUACGACAGUGGUUUGAUGGACGACUUGUCUGCAGAGGUUUUACUCACGCCCUCGAGCAUUCCCGAUAGUCACUAA
This is a messenger RNA of Morchella sextelata, 1806 nucleotides long. RefSeq lists its product as uncharacterized. The transcript has a single exon. Gene Ontology annotation, cellular component: mitochondrial inner membrane. NCBI's taxonomy places the organism in Eukaryota, Fungi, Ascomycota, Pezizomycetes, Pezizales, Morchellaceae. The record is from RefSeq and is a predicted model, not a curated record. The coding region runs from base 1 to 1806 and encodes 601 amino acids. Gene Ontology annotation, biological process: mitochondrion inheritance.